GUCCAUCAGCUGAGGAGCAGCAGAGGAACAGAGCAGAGCGACGUCAACACCAGAGGAAAACAGCUGCGUAAAGACGCACGAAGAGGAGCAUUGUUGACUGUAAUAUCAAAGAGGAAGAACAAUGAGAGGUGAAUGCAAUUAGACAUUAUUUGGGAUCAAGUUGGGACACCAACCAGGAGGAGACACACACGUCUGGAGAAGUCACUCCUUGGUGGACCCACGUGCUGCUGAUCUGCUGUUGCUGCCUCAAGAUGGCAGGAGAUGAUCAUAGAUAACUGGGGGAGGGAAAAGUUGAAGUCUUCAGUCUCACCAUCAAGGUCGAAAAACUCUCCAAUUGUGACUGUUCAGAAAACAGUUUCACUGAUUAAUCAAUAAACCACAAAAAAACACGAACAAUGGCGUCCUACAGCCCCGCCCCGACACAAGAGGCGAACAAUGGCGGCCCCCCGUCUUCGAAGCCUGAAAGCUCAGAGGAGUCCAUGAAGCUGAAGAAGGAGAUCUCCCUCCUGAACGGGGUCUGCCUGAUCGUGGGGAACAUGAUCGGCUCGGGGAUUUUCGUCUCGCCCAAGGGUGUCCUCAUCCACAGCGCCUCCUACGGCCUCUCCCUGUUGGUGUGGACCAUCGGAGGGAUCUUCUCCGUGUUCGGGGCCCUGUGCUACGCCGAGCUGGGGACCACCAUCACCAAGUCGGGGGCCUCCUACGCCUACAUCCUGGAGGCCUUCGGGGGCUUCAUGGCGUUCAUCCGCCUGUGGACGUCGCUGCUGAUCAUAGAGCCGACCAGCCAGGCCGUCAUAGCCAUCACCUUCUCCAACUACAUGGUGCAACCCAUCUUCCCCACCUGUAUCGCUCCGUACUUGGCCAACAGGAUGCUGGCUGCCGCUUGUAUAUGUUUGCUGACCUUUGUGAACUGUGCCUAUGUGAAGUAUGGCACCCGGGUCCAGGACUUCUUCACCUACGCCAAAGUCAUCGCUCUCAUCGCCGUCAUCAUCACCGGCCUGGUGAAGAUCGGACAAGGUCAAACACAGAACUUCGAGGGCAUGUUUGAAGGCUCGUCUCAGGAUCCGGGACACAUUGCUCUGGCUCUGUACUCAGCUCUGUUCUCCUACUCGGGAUGGGACACCCUUAACUUUGUCACAGAGGAGAUCAAAGACCCAGAGAGGAAUCUGCCCCUGGCCAUCGCUAUCUCCAUGCCCAUCGUCACCGUGAUCUACAUUCUCACCAACGUGGCUUACUACACCGUCCUCCCCAUGAAUGCAAUCUUAGACAGUGACGCUGUGGCUGUGACGUUUGCAGACCAGGUGUUUGGUGUCAUGAACUGGACUAUUCCCUUAGCUGUGGCUCUUUCCUGCUUCGGAGGACUCAACGCCUCCAUCCUGGCUUCCUCCAGGUUGUUCUUCGUGGGCUCCAGAGAGGGCCACCUGCCCGACUCCCUGUGCAUGAUCCACGUCCACCGCUACACUCCCGUCCCCGCCCUGCUCUUCAACGGCAUCAUGGCUCUGAUAUACCUGUGCGUAGAAGACGUCUUCAGGCUCAUCAACUACUACAGCUUCAGCUACUGGUUCUUUGUCGGUCUGUCCAUUUUGGGGCAACUGUAUCUGCGCUGGAAGCAGCCGGACAGAAAGAGGCCACUAAAGCUCAGUCUCUUCUUCCCCAUCGUUUUCUGUCUGCUCACGGUCUUCCUGGUGGUGGUGCCGCUCUACAGUGACACCGUAAACUCCCUGAUCGGCAUCGGCAUCGCCCUGUCAGGAGUGCCCGUUUACUUCCUCUGCUGCUACAUGCCAGCCAGCAAGAGGCCAAUGCGGCUACGGAGUCUCAUUGCUAAAUGCGGCGUGCUGAUUCAGAAGGUGUGCUACUCUGUCGUGACUGAAAUGGACAAGGAAGAGUAGAUGUUUGGUUUUAUCAACACGCUGCCGGAGACUGACGAAGCACAAAUGUAGAACCUGAACUCAUCGUGGCCAGCCGCUGCCGCCACAAGGCCUCGCUGGACGGAACAUUUGGGCUUGAGCUGGACCCAGCUCUCUGACCUGUCAAUCAUCACCCGGUGAUCUCGUUAAUGAAUAUGAAGGAUGGCGCCCGGGUGCUUGUUGGCAAGAUUUCACUCUAGAGACUUCAGAGAGAACAUUUUAAUGCACUCCUGAAGAAAUCAACACCUCUUUCUAUUACAGAACUGCAUUAGUAGAGAAUUAUUUAAUUCAUAUUUUUAAUUUUACUGGAAGGUGGCAAAUUAUUAUAGUUAAAAAGUGGACAGGAGAACUGACAGUAGAAACAGCCUUGGUAUUAUUAUUAUUAUUAGUAGUAGUAUUUUUAUUAUUAUUAUUAAUAGUAUUCGCACAAAGAAAAUCAAAGAGGUUAGAAUAUAAUAAACUUUAUUAUAUAAUAUGCUCCCGUGUUCUCUAAUGGAGGGAAAAAGUUCAUAAAACGUUUUAUACUGUCAGACGCGAGGUCUAGUAAAGGGCUAUUUUUACACAAAUUAACUCUUUUUUACUGCAGCGUCUGACUCAAACGGGCUGUGAAAUGUAAAAAGUUUGGGACAGCUGAGCUGCAAAACACGUAUUUAUAAUAAAAUUACUUGUUGACAACAUAAA
This is a messenger RNA of Sebastes umbrosus (honeycomb rockfish), 2585 nucleotides long. RefSeq names its product solute carrier family 7 member 7 (gene slc7a7). The coding region runs from base 396 to 1886 and encodes 496 amino acids. The transcript has 11 exons. The record is from RefSeq and is a predicted model, not a curated record. Gene Ontology annotation, cellular component: membrane. Gene Ontology annotation, molecular function: L-amino acid transmembrane transporter activity; basic amino acid transmembrane transporter activity. Gene Ontology annotation, biological process: amino acid transmembrane transport. Lineage: Eukaryota; Metazoa; Chordata; Actinopteri; Perciformes; Sebastidae.